Molecule: messenger RNA, 954 nt
Organism: Didymodactylos carnosus
Lineage: Eukaryota; Metazoa; Rotifera; Eurotatoria; Philodinida; Philodinidae
Source: the annotation of a GenBank genome assembly
AUGGAAAAUGAACCGUCUAGUGGUAAUCGUGAUUCGAAUAAGCAAGAUAUUCGACGACGAUUACACGAUCGACCACGCCGCGCAUCUUCUGGUAACAUCGAUACACAAUCGACAUUUUUAAGAAGUAAAUCUGAUUCGUCCGAAACAAAUUUACGCCAUAAAACCGUUGAAUUAGUCGAUUCAGUUCUUGAAGUGCCAACAAAAUGUGCUGAACAAGCCAAAGAAGUUGGUAAACGUGUUGUUGAAUAUGUCGUUGAUCAUGCUCUUCUUCCACAUUGGUUGGUGGAUAAUGAGUUUUUAAUUUCUGGACAUCGACCACCAAUGCCAAGUGUUAAACAAUGUUUUGCAUCAAUCUUUCGUCUACAUACUGAAACAGUUAAUAUUUGGACUCAUCUAUUGGGUGCAUUAUUUUUUAUAUGCAUAACUAUUUAUUAUAUUACACAACCGGCCAGUGAAAUUCAUAUAGAGAGAAAAAUUGUAUUUUGUGCCUUUUUUCUUGGUGCUAUUAUUUGUUUACUCUUUUCAACGUUAUAUCAUACACUCUCUUGUCAUUCACCACAAUUUGCAUACAUUUUUAACAAGAGAAUUGAACAGCAAUCAAUUCUCUUCAUUGCAUUUGGCCUUUUCGGUUUUAUUCCAACAAUACACUAUACAUUGCUAUUCGGUUUUAAACAUGCUUUUACAACUGGUGCUGCUCAAUGGUUGGCACUAAUGGCCGUUCUUUAUAUUACCGGUGCUUCUCUCUAUGCUGCGCGAAUACCUGAACGAUUGGCUCCAGGUUACUUCGAUAUAUGGUUUCAAAGUCAUCAAAUCUUUCAUGUAUUUGUCGUGGCUGCUGCUUGUGUCCAUUAUUAUGGCAUUUGUGUACUAUCGCGUCAUCAAGCUAGUAUCGGAGAUUGUCGUGAAAGUGUAAGACCACUGAGUAGUGGUGUAAUGACGUCGUUCUUCCACUAA